AUGAAUCUUAGGGGGAACUAUAUAAAGACUUCCAAAAAUCAAGGAUUUCCCGCAACAAAAUUUGGGACGGACAUCAGCUCCUAUGUAUUGAGUGUGCUCCAGGAAAUUGUAGAUAAAAAGGAUCAAGGAUCUUUCAACUACAAAACCCUAAUGGAGAAGAUCCAAGUGUCGUUCAAUCUACUCGAACUGUUUCAAACUAGUCCUGACGCUACAAAGCAAAUCAACAAAGUUUGA
Messenger RNA from Sclerotinia sclerotiorum 1980 UF-70, 234 nucleotides. RefSeq lists its product with no specific name. The transcript is spliced from 2 exons. Bases 1 to 234 code for a protein of 77 amino acids. NCBI's taxonomy places the organism in Eukaryota, Fungi, Ascomycota, Leotiomycetes, Helotiales, Sclerotiniaceae. The record is from RefSeq and is a predicted model, not a curated record.